Molecule: messenger RNA, 1294 nt
Organism: Coffea eugenioides
Lineage: Eukaryota; Viridiplantae; Streptophyta; Magnoliopsida; Gentianales; Rubiaceae
Product: protein ALTERED XYLOGLUCAN 4-like
Exons: 3
Coding region: 1-1293 (430 amino acids)
Cellular component (GO): Golgi apparatus
Molecular function (GO): O-acetyltransferase activity
Source: RefSeq, a predicted model, not a curated record
AUGAAGCCGACUUCCAAAUUUAGCGAACAUAUUCAUGAGCAUUGUCGCGUCAAGGAAUAUCUCAACUUGGUUAAAGGACCAUCCUUUUUGAUCCCUUCAUUAUGUUUUACCCUAUUGCUCAGCUUCUACUUCCUGUGUGGUUCCAACACUCUCAAGUCCACCUUCGAACGUGGAGACUACCAUGUUCAAAGAGAAUCCUUAGACCAGCUCGGCAACCGUAGGCCAGAUAAUGAAAAAUGUGAUCUAUCGAAGGGUCGAUGGAUUCGAGAUGUAAAAGAGCCUUUGUAUACAAAUUUCAGCUGUAAAACACUCCCACACCAUAAGAACUGUUUCUUGCACGGGAGGAUGGACAGGGACUUCCUUCACUGGAGAUGGAAGCCUGACCAAUGCGAACUUCCUGUCUUCAAUCCUAGGAGCUUUCUGAACAUUGUUAAAGGAAAAACGAUGGGUUUCAUAGGUGACUCGCUGGCCAGGAAUCACGUGGAUUCGCUUCUCUGUUUAUUAUCUAAGGAAGAAACCCCACAAGAAGUAUACAGGGGGGAUGAGGGAGGCAAAACCAUAACGUGGCACUUUCCUCAUCACAACUUCACCAUCAUGGUGCUGUGGUCGCAAUUCCUCGUCUCCGCCUCGGAGAUGGUAGUGAACGGGUCAGCAACCGACAGUUUCCAUUUGCACCUAGACAAAAUUGAUGAGAGUUGGGCGCAAAAACUACCAGCCCUGGAUUAUGCCAUUAUCUCAGCCGGCCACUGGUUCUUCAGAACCAACUACGUGUCCGAGGGUGGUCGUUUUCUUGGAUGCAUUUACUCCCACGAUCCUAACGCAACGUACCUGACCCCUGACAUUGCCAUCCAAGGAGUUUUUAGGCUUGCUCUUAAGUCCAUCAACGACUGCAACAACUGCUCGAGGAUGCUAACUUUAGUGAGAACAUUUUCACCAGCCCAUUUCGAGAAUGGCGCAUGGAACAUGGGAGGGACUUGCAAUAGAACAAGCCCACUUGCUCCAGAAGAGAUUAACUACAAUGGCGUGGAAUGGGAUAACAGGAAUGUCCAAUUAGCAGAGGUUGAAAAUGCACACAAAUUGGGAGAGAAAAGGGGGAGAACAUUUGAUGUUUUAGAUGUUACUGGAGCUAUGUCAAUGAGGCCUGAUGGCCACCCUGAUGUACAUUGGGAUCCCUUCUGGGCUAAGGGAACCAGUGAUUGCAUCCAUUGGUGCUUGCCGGGGCCGGUUGAUACUUGGAACGAAAUUUUGCUUGAAACACUGAGAAGGCAUGCAUCAGAAGAUGUUAAAAACUAAA